Messenger RNA from Arabidopsis arenosa, 1248 nucleotides. Lineage: Eukaryota; Viridiplantae; Streptophyta; Magnoliopsida; Brassicales; Brassicaceae. The record is from the annotation of a GenBank genome assembly.
ACAAAAUACAUUACGGAGCACACAAGUCUGUCUCUUUCUUCAACUUUUAUUCCUUCUUGUAAAAGAAAAGAGAGACACAAUGGCGGAAAACUAUGAUCGUGCCUGUGAGGUAAAAGCUUUUGACGAGAUGAAGAUCGGCGUGAAGGGUCUUGUAGACGCCGGAAUCACAAAAAUCCCACGCAUUUUCCAUCACCCGCAUGUUGCCGUUACAAACCCUAAACCUUCGUCAACGUUAGAAAUUCCAACAAUUGAUCUUGGAGGUGGCGUGUUCGAGUCCACGGUCACGCGAAAGAGCGUGAUUGUGAAAGUGAGAGACGCGGUUGAGAAGUUCGGGUUCUUUCAGGUGAUUAACCAUGGGAUUCCACUCGAAGUGAUGCAUAAGAUGAAAGAUGGGAUACGUGGGUUUCAUGAGCAGGACUCAGAAGUGAAGAAAACGUUCUAUAGUCGUGACAUCACCAAAAAGGUUAAGUAUAACACUAAUUUUGAUCUCUAUAGCUCUCAAGCUGCGAAUUGGAGAGAUACUUUAACUACGGUUAUGGCUCCUGAUGUUCCACAAGUAGAGGACUUACCCGCGAUUUGUCGGGAAAUCAUGUUGGAGUACUCGAAGCGAAUGAUGAAGUUAGGAGAGCUAAUCUUUGAGCUUUUAUCAGAAGCUCUUGGUUUAAAAUCUAACCACCUUAAAGAGCUAAAUUGUGCAAAGAGUUUGUCGUUGCUCUCCCAUUACUACCCACCUUGUCCAGAGCCUGAUCGAACCUUUGGCAUCAGUUCACACACAGAUAUAUCUUUUAUCACUAUUCUUCUUCAAGACCACAUUGGAGGACUUCAAGUUCUCCAUGAUGGUUACUGGAUCGAUGUUUUUCCUAAUCCCGAAGCUCUUAUCCUUAUAACAAACGAUAAGUUUGUAAGUGUGGAGCAUAGGGUUUUGGCAAAUAGAGGCGAAGAACCACGCAUUUCAAGCGCAUCUUUCUUCAUGCACACCAUACCAAAUGAGCAAGUAUAUGGACCUAUUAAAGAGCUUCUAUCUGAACAAAACCCUCCCAAGUACAGAGACACAACCACGACCGAGAUGGCGAGACAUUACUUGGCUAGAGGACUAGAUGGGACCUCACCAUUGCUCCACUUCAGGAUCUGAAAAUAAUGGUGGAUUCAAAUCUUAGAGAAUCUCUACAAUAAAACUACAAGAAUACAUGUGGUAGUAUGUCUAUUUCACAUAUGUUAUUGUGUUCCCAAUAAUCUAUAGACUUAAAC